Porites evermanni is the source of this 2414-nucleotide messenger RNA. The record is from the annotation of a GenBank genome assembly. NCBI's taxonomy places the organism in Eukaryota, Metazoa, Cnidaria, Anthozoa, Scleractinia, Poritidae.
GUUUUAGAACCAAGCACUGAGACAACUUCAACUACUGAAGCCGAUGAAGCUGCCUUUUAUUUCAGUUGUAGGUAUAACACAUACUGGCAUUUUCUGACUGAUAAGACAUGUUGAUGUAAACACCCUAGCUCGAACCUACAAGAUGGGAAUUGUGACAGGAGAUUUGUAAAAAACCCAAAAUGAUAUUUUACAACAGUUGAGGUACAGUAAAAUUGACAGCUUUGCUCCUUAAAGUACUACGUUAUCACUGAAUCCUGCAUCACCAUACGAAACACUGUUGAGUACCCCCCUUUCUUCCCUCCUUCCUUUCCAAGUGUGUGCGCCAAUUGCCCCUAAGCAAGGUUGGUCUUCGAAAAAACUGCAUAGCCCAUGCGAAGUCAAUUCUUUACAGAAACCAAGGUCUACGUCAGUAAAAUGAAACCGCUUUGACAGUGGAAGUAAUUCAUGAUCUCGGAUGUUUGUCCCAAACAAAUCUAGCACGCGCAAUGCUCUAGGAACCGAAAUGAGUGUUAGUUGCAGUAACGCAAGGAGACUUUCUCAAAUACCCUGGCUGCCCGCAGAGAGUUGCUUGGAAUAACUACUUCAUUUUCCAAGGUUGUCUGCCCAUGUUGAACUUAAAUCGGCGUGAAGAUCAAUUUGCACAGCGCAAGAAACUGCUUAGACACUAGUGCAGUUUUAGUCAAGUCAGCAACAGAAAGAUAAGAGAGAAUUUCCCAUAGAAUAACAACUGGGAGUUGUGUAAUCAUGAUGGUUAAGUUAUGUGAGAAGUCUCUGAGACUAAUAGAAUAAUCAACUGAACAGCAAGUUUAUUUCACUGCAAUCGAGAGAUUUUGGUUAAUGAAUCCAGUGAGAUUUGCUCACUCACUUGUGAAGGAAUCCGUUUGUUAGUUUCACGUAUUCCACGUGUCUGUUUGCGAAACUUUCCAGUGGGUAGUACAUCUUAAGAUUAUUAGACGAUUUUCAUAAAGAGAACAGUUAAAAAACUACGAGUAUCAUUUUUCAUAUGAGAACAGUUUAGGUUGGAUAGUCAUAAAGGGAGCGAUAGGGUGACUAGCAUCAUCCCUCAUUUUCAUCUACGGAACGUUUCCAAUCCUUUUUAGAUGCCUAGCUCAGUCAGCUCGCCCGAUAGAGAGACCCGCCGGGAAUGGAAUUUACAUUAAGGUGAUAGAGGUAAUAUUUAGUACUAGACAAAUUAAAUUAUUUCUGGGAGGGAUUUUUGACAAACGAGUUCCCAUUUUCAUAAACAAAGGUAAAAAAUACGACUUUUAUGUAAGACCUAACUGGUACCCAGAGAGUAAAUUUGAUUGGCUUACUUAUUUUUCUUUGAUCACAGACAGGCAUUCAAACGGAGGAAGUGGAAGAACCGGGGCUGACAGAAGGAAUUGACAAAAAGGCGAUAGAGGUAAAGUUUAUUACUAAACAAAUAAAAUUAUAUAUGGGAGGGAGUUAGAAAAAAAGAACCUUAAUAUAUUGUUUUCAGACGAAAUUUAUCAAGUCCAUAUAAGAUGUACUUGGUCAAGAGACUUUUAUGUAAGACCUAGGCUUACUUAUUUUUCUUUGAUCAUAGACAGGCAUUCCACGAACGGAGGAGGUAAAAGAAGCGGGCCUCAAACAAACGGCGACGGGAGAAACCCGCCAAAUAGAGGUAAGUUAAUUCAAAACGUUUACUUUAAAAAUUCUUCUGUUUACAAGAAACUUGGCUACCUUAUCUAUCUCUCUGGCUCCGGUUGUUCAAAUGUUGGAUAGAGCUAUCCAAAGGAUAAAUCACUAUCCAGCGGAUAGCGUUAUUGGUUUCCCUAACACUUAUCCGCUGGAUAGUGCUAUCCAACGUUUGAACAACCUGGGCAGAGCUUUUUAAGAUCUUAAAGCCGAGAAGACAAGUAUGUGAAAUAUAGCCGCGUUUUAGCUAGAAAUGUAUUGUGUGAUUGUAUCACUGACCCAAGUAGUACGAGAAAUAUAAAAAAAGAAAAAAGAGUGAGGUAGCUUGUUGUGUAGAAGACGAGAACAUAUUUUUGGUUUGUUCGUUCCUUUUUUUGGUGACUUUAGCCAAGAACAUGAACAGGUCCUUAAAAAUAGCCAGCCACACAGAGCGAUUUUUCUUGGUGGAACGAAAUCUUUUUGCGAGAAAACCGGAUCGGGUGCAACUACCGGUGGCAUAUUGACGGUAGUCCAAAAAAAUUUAGUCGAAAGGACGACUCUAAACGGAUGAAAAAAGGGAUGGUCUUCUUAGCAUUGUCCAUAAUUACAAACGUGCUACAACUUACAACGCCUUAUCCCCGUUUUUUUAGUAAUGUAUGGUCUAAUUAUUUUCCUUUUUUCAUCAGAAACCCACGGAUCCGGUUCCUCUGACAUCAUUAACCGUAAACGUAAGCGAACUGUUAUGGUGUUUUAGAGUAGUUUCUUUAGGAUGCUAA